AUGACAAACGAUCACUCAUUUCAUGAGGUAAUUUUUUAAUUUUGAAAUUUGAGAAAUAUUUUUUCCAUAAGUUUGUUUGUCUUUUCCUUUAGAAGCAUCAAAAACAUUCGACAGUAUUGGAAGAAAUCGACGAAGAGCAAGAUCCGAGUGUUAAAGAUGAAGAAGAAGUUGGAAAUGAACGGAAACGUGGAGUGUCGUUGGAACAGCAAGGGAUUACGGUAGCUGAUAUUUUGGAAAAGACAAAAGAGGAGGAUGAACUGGAAAAUAAAGUGGAUGAGAAAAAGACGACAGAUCAAACAGAAGAUGAGCCAGAAACUCAGAACUCUGUGAAUUCAGUUCACAGAUAUGCAAAAAAUCGGGAAAAUUUGGCGUGAGUCGUGAAAACUUUCGAUUCACUGAACUGGGCUAGAAAAAUUUUAGCAACUUUUCUAACAUAGAAAAACUUUUUCAGCAAUUUUCAAAACUUUUUCAAAACAAAUGAUUUUUCAGAAGUGGUCAAGAAGCAAUUGAUCGUUAUUACGAAAGAAAUAAUUAUACAGUAACUGGAAAAGAUCGAAAUAGCGAAUUCUAUAACAAACUCCCAAGUCAUUUGCAACAUCGAAUGAAUGCGCCAAAUUUUGACAGCACAAGUCGACACAGUAAAAUGAGUAGCCCUGGUGCAAAUGGUGAAACUGUUGUGCCAAGUGGAAGACGUGAGUUUGAAUUUUAUUUCAAAACUGAAGUCGGCCAAACAUUUUUUCGAAUAUCAAAAAUCAUUUAAAAAUUACGUGUAACGUAUAUUUUUCAGGAUUUGAUAAAUCAGUUUAUUGGCUUGCAUUCAAUCGAAAAAAGAUUGGAUUCCGUCAUAUUUGCAUGAUUUUUCUGAUUCUCAUUUAUACUCUCCUUGGUGCUGCAAUGUUUUAUUCUGUUGAAUCAAGAUUUGAAGAAAAGAAAGCAUUGCUUCAUGUGAAAGAUCUUGAAAAACUUUUAAGUGAACUUGCAGCAAAUGUUACUGAAAAUGUUAAUAAUCCGAAUACAACUACAACUAUGCCAGAGAUGAGAGAUUAUAUUCGGGUAAAUGAUUUAUAUUUGGUUCUGAACUUGAGAACUUUGUGUUUUUUCCAGGAAGCUUAUAUUGCUUUGAUGAAAUUAGAGGGUCAAUAUAAAGGGAGCACUUAUUAUAAAUUAGAUGAUGUUGGAAAUAAUUGGAAGUGGAGCUUUAAAAGUGCAUUUUUCUUCAGUAUGAAUGUUUAUACUACUACGGGUUAUGGUAAGUUUAUUUGUUACACAAAACUGAUUCAAAAUUUUUAUUUUUUUAGGUUCAAUUGCACCCGAAUCAGAUUUAGGACAGUUUUUAGUUGUUGUUUAUGGUUUCAUCUUCAUUCCAAUUACUUUAGUCACUUUGCGUGACUUGGGACAACUUUGUUUAGUUCAUCUUACUACAAUGUAUGCACAUAUCAAACAAAAAUUGCGAGAACUUCAAGGGGAAUAAAAUUGUUGAUGAAGAUGAGAUGAUUCAGAUACCUGUGAUAACAUGUUUCGGAAUACUCACAGCCUAUCUCGCAUUUUGCACAUUUUUCAUUUAUUUCUAUGAUCAAGCACUUGGACCAGAUGAAGGAAUCCCAUUAUUUUUAUCUUUUUACUUUUCAUUUGUCUCAUUGAGUACAAUUGGAUUGGGAGAUGUUAUGCCAAAUAAUGCAACAUUUUCGCCAAUUAUUUCAAUUAUGUUUUUCUUUGGAAUGGCUCUUACAAAAGUGGUUAAUAGAACAACAUAUAUUUGUGUAGAAAAUGGAAUAUUUGGUGGAAUGACAAUGAUUGAAAAUAAAUUGGAUUCAAUUGUAAAUUCUGAAACAUCCAAAGUAGAUGACAUGGAGCCUUCAACUCCACCGAAAUUUGCUCGCGCAGUUAGUGUCGAUGCUGGUUCAGUUUGUCCGGAUGGCACAAAUCCAAACGAUCUAUUGAAUACUAUGACAGUUCGAUCUUUGGCCACAUUUAUGCGAUCGAAUGCCGAUAUUUAUGGAGGUGGUUUCGGUCGUGUACAACUUCGACGUGGAGAUCUCAUGAAUCCUGAUAAUCAAGCAACUAUCAGUAGCAUAUCACAAUUAAGAAGACGGAGCAAUACAGUUUUAUCAAAUGGGCAGAAAAGCAAAGAGGAACCAUAA
This is a messenger RNA of Caenorhabditis angaria, 2141 nucleotides long. NCBI's taxonomy places the organism in Eukaryota, Metazoa, Nematoda, Chromadorea, Rhabditida, Rhabditidae. The record is from the annotation of a GenBank genome assembly.